Molecule: messenger RNA, 766 nt
Organism: Brassicogethes aeneus
Lineage: Eukaryota; Metazoa; Arthropoda; Insecta; Coleoptera; Nitidulidae
Source: the annotation of a GenBank genome assembly
UAGCACUGCGGCAUUCAUCUGUCAAAUUGUUGUGUGUAUUUUCAAACACUAUUAAAACUGAAUAAAAAUGACUAAAAAACGUAAGCUUUUGUCCUCAAACUCCCUCAAAAUCGAAAAAGUCGAGGUGAAGGAGGAAAAUACGGGCGGAAAUGAUUAUUUGGUCGCGAAAGGGAGGCUCAAAGGAGUUUUGAGGCAACUAAAAGAGAGGAGUGAAUCCGAUGAUUCGGAUUCUUCCGAUGAUAACAGAAGGCACAAGGGGAAACGUAAGAGUGAAAUGCCAACCCCUUACCAUCAUACUUAUGUGAUGAAACUGUUUGAUAGAAGUGUGGAUUUGGCUAGAUUUGAAGAGGAUACCCCUUUGUAUCCUAUUUGUAGGGCUUGGAUGCAGAAUCAGCCCAGAAACCCUUCAGCAAUCAUAAAGAGGAGAAUAUCAUCUCCCGAGCCUGAACCACCAUGUUACGACCCGAAUGCGGAAAUUCACAGACUACCACCUCCAUCUAAACCUUGUGUUUCGAGGAUACCAUCUCCAUUGCCUGAACAGGCUCAAGAUAAGGACAAUAUUAACUUAAAUUAUGAUGAAUGCCCCCCAGUGGAUAAAAAUACCUUGAUUCGUAACAACUUGGAGAGGUGGGUGAACGUUAAGAAGAAGUGGAUAAGUACAGCAGCCAAAAAUGAGGAAAGAUACAGUUAUAGUAUGUGUAUAUUGCAAGUAAUUCAUAGCAAGGCUGCUGGAGUUGAAUAAUUAAUUAGAAAUAAAAAAUAUUUG